Cryptomeria japonica (Japanese cedar) is the source of this 2212-nucleotide messenger RNA. RefSeq names its product nibrin homolog. The transcript has 14 exons. The coding region runs from base 176 to 1990 and encodes 604 amino acids. Gene Ontology annotation, molecular function: damaged DNA binding; protein binding. The record is from RefSeq and is a predicted model, not a curated record. Gene Ontology annotation, cellular component: Mre11 complex. Gene Ontology annotation, biological process: double-strand break repair via homologous recombination; mitotic G2 DNA damage checkpoint signaling. NCBI's taxonomy places the organism in Eukaryota, Viridiplantae, Streptophyta, Pinopsida, Cupressales, Cupressaceae.
AAAGACAGAUAGUUUAACAGUCGGAUUAAGUACUCAUACGAAAAUUACAGAAGUACGCUUUAACUUAAUGCUAAUAUUCAACAACACACUCCCUUUUUAAAUACAAAACUAUUCGUUGCUGUAUACCGCCAUUUUCUUUGUGUAGAGGUUUUGUUUGUUUUGCAGGAGGCUAACCAUGGUGUGGGAGCUCGCACCGCUAAAUUCUUCUUCAGGUGCUACAAGGUGCUAUUUUACAUCUAAUGGAAUAUACACAGUUGGUCGGAAAGGUUGUGCAGUAACAAUUCUGACUGACAAGACAAUCUCACGAGUGCAUGCAGAGAUCAUAGUUGAGGCAGCUUCUCCUUAUAAUAACUUGCAAGGUUUUACAGAUAUUCCUCCCCCAGAAAUUCGCUUAAAAGAUGUUUCAAAGUUUGGCACAUUUGUUAACAAGGAAGUCGGUUCAAAACCAGUUUUUUCCUUACCAAAUAAGGAGACAGUUUUAAACAAUGGAGACUUGAUCACGUUUGGAACAACAAAUACAAUAUUUAGGUUGAGCUUUAUUCCGUUCUUAUUCUGUAUAACAGCUAUAGAAGAUUUGGACCUGAAACAUCGUGUACAUAACACUGUCUCAUCAAUAGGGGCAUAUUCAAUAGAGAAAUGGAAGUCAAACUGUACUCAUCUUAUUGUUGAAGACUCUUCUCCUAUAACAAAUGAUGUUUUGGAUGCUGUUGUGGCCAAAAAACCUAUUGUUGUGUGCAACUGGAUUCAAGAUAUGAUGGGGCAAGCAUCUUCACUUUCAGAAAUUCCAAACUGCUCGAGCUUUGGUCCUACUUUAAUGCUAAAACAAGGGCCAGUAUCUAUACCAGUCAAGAUUGUAGAUUCAAAAUUUCGGGAAACAUGCUUAUCUGGAUUUACAUUUAUGGUUGGACCAUCAGAUUCGUACCAUUACAAAGAGAGAUUGAAGCUUCUGCUGGAAGUUUGUGGAGCAACUGUAAUUCCUGUUGCUAAAAAAAAUGAAAGCAUACAGAAAGCAGACAUACCGGUAGAACGUGAGUUUCUGGUAUUUCCAGCAGAAGAUGCAAAAAAGAACUCAGGGCUGGGGCCUGAUCAAUUUUCUUACAUGAAGAAAAUCCCUAGAUUGGAUGAAUAUAAAGUAAUUGAAAUUGUUUUAUCUGGAGAGUUUAAUGCAUCUUCCUUCAAACCGCCAUUGAGCCCUGUAUCAUCUUCUAGGACAGAGGAAACAGUUGACGUGGCUGAUUCCGAAGAUGAAGUUGAAGUUACCACCUCUCAUCAAUUUUCCAAGGUUAUUGAAUCCAGAUGGAGUAGUUUGAAACGUUAUGGUACUGACAUAUCUCCAAUUUCGGGAGAAAGACAAAUCCUCUCAGAUGCAGACGAAACAAGAAGAUUUAAGUCUGUACCAGAAGUUAACUCCACUCAGUUGUUUUUGACAAGGUCUUUGGGAGAAUCAUCUGUAAAUCAAACUGUUAUGCAGUUCAGAACAGUUACUGGUGAUAAGGAAUUCUUAUCUGCUGGUAGAAAGACAGUUGAAAUUGUUAAUCAGAAGACAAAGGAACUUGCAAACAAUUCAGAGGCUAGAGAGGAAACAACUAUGCAUAUUAAGAGAGAAGAGAGAGAUGUUAGUACUGACAAACAAGAUUUCCAGAAACCUGACAUAAUAUAUGAUAAAAAUCUUAUUGUCAGGAAAGAUGGGGAGUGUAGAAAUGAAAAAAUUACAUUGAAGGCUGAUAUUCCAAAUUUCAAAUGCUUUAGAAAGAAAAAUGCAGUGUCUGGUAACAGCUUCAAUGAUCUGAUUCCCUUUGCAAGAGAUCCUUACAAAGAAUCUGAUUAUGCACGAGAAAUGGCAGAGUAUAUAAGAGAGGAGAAAAUGCGGAAAGAAGCUGAAGCUCUUGCGGAAGAUCUAUUCAAUGCUGACCGUGUAAAGCGACAGCGAGGGACAACAGGCACAUCUUUUCUUGAGUCGCAAACUUUUUCUAGACAGAGGGUUAGAUGAUAUGCAAAGAAGGUGAAACAGUUGUAAACCCCAUUUUUGAAAAUUAGGGAUAGGAGACAAUUAUCUCGAUUUGUCUCUUAGUUAGACCAAUUAGUGGAGAAAGACAGGGUUGUGUAAUGCUCGUGCUUUGUAUUUUUUCUUGUGAUUGAAUAAAUUUUUACCCCUCUUUUAGUUGAAUAAUGGCUUCUUUCUAAUUGCAGUAAUUUUAGUUCUUGUUCUCAA